Molecule: messenger RNA, 1753 nt
Organism: Cladocopium goreaui
Lineage: Eukaryota; Dinophyceae; Suessiales; Symbiodiniaceae
Source: the annotation of a GenBank genome assembly
UCUCAAGGUCCCAAGGUCUAGGUUUGAGGCUUCUGGCACCUGUGUAGCUGAUGCAGCCUGGGUAGCUAUGCUUGUGCGUAUUUACUACGCUCUGACAUCGCGGAAAUGCCGACGUGUCACGAUGCAAAUGAACCCUUGGAUGCUACUGCUACUCAUUUUGUUGAUGUUUCCGGCCGCUUUCCUGAUAUGGCAGCUUUGGCCGAAGGCUUGGGCAAGUGCAAUGGAAAUCAAACAACGGCAGGACCCCAUGGUGGUGUUUCAGAUUGGGAAGCUGAGACAGAGUGGCGCGUUCACCAAAUCAUCGGCACCCCCAGAGCCUGUCGAAUCAGUGGAGCUACCGCGUCCCAAAGUGGUGCCGGAAUCAUCAACGAGGCUGCCGGCUGGACUGAAGGCACGGCUCCGAGGUCAAAGACCGGAGGAAACUCACACGCCCACUGAGCCCCCUGAGCCGAAAGAGCCCAAGAAGCCCGAAGAGCGCGCUGUGAACCCUGCGGAAGUCAAAGCACUACGUGCACCGCGCACUGCUUCCACUGCCGCCUCCAAGGCCUCUGCAACCCUUUCUUCAAAUUUGCAUCCCAUGUACAAAACUCUCAUCAAGGAGUACCCGUUUCAGCCAGUUCGAAAUCAACGAGGCGAAUUGGUGAACAUCAUACUGGUGAGAUCCCCCUUCCGAUCCUCACGCCAAAAGGACCUUUUCAAUAAAUACAAAGACUCUCUGCUCUUUAUUGGCAUCAGCAGUUUUGAAGACUUCCCGCUGCCUCCGCCAAAUCCUUUCUCCGCCAAGUUUCCAGCCAAUACUUACGUUGGCUUGUUCCCUGGUUUUUUGCACAUGGAGAAGGAGCCAGAGAAGGUGUUUCCACCGCACGUCAAGCUUUUGUUGCUCUCCCAGUCUGACUUUGCCUUGCCGGCCAAAGGCCCAGCCAUGCCAAAAAAGUAUGACUUCACAUUCUCUGGCUCAGACCAAGAUGUCCACAGAGACUGUGUGGGGUGGUCGUCAUUUGCAAAAAACUGGACCUUUGCAAAGGAAGCUUUGGAGGUGAUGUGUUCGCAAGGCAUCACGGGAGUUUUAGUUGCAACCAAGGACAAGCAAGGCAGAAAGGCUUGCAGCAUACCUGCCAAUUGUGCAGGUAAGAUCACUCAAACUACCUUCCUAUCCCAAGAGGAGUUUUUCAAGUACGUGAGGCAAAGCAAAUUCUUGUUUGUUCCUCAAGUGCACGAUGCUUCUCCUCGCGUUACUACGCAGGCCCUGGCCCUUGAUGUCCCGUUGCUGAUGAAUCGCAAUAUCAUCGGUGGCUGGAAAUACGUCAACGAAAAAACUGGUGAAUUCUUCAAUGACCUGUCGGAUUUUCAAGAGAGCCUGACGAAGAUCCUAAGCAAGGCAGACAGACAUGAGUAUGAGCCUCGACGAUGGGUAUCAGCAAAUGCUGGAGAUCAGAUUUCUGGAUUGAAGCUGAAGAAGUUCAUCGAGGAGAACUUUGCUGAUCGAGUGAAGCUGCCCGACGACACGCAGAUGCUAUUUCCUUCUGGUGCAUGAGCGGACGUUGGUCAAAGGAGUCGCCAAUUGGCCAAGUCCAUCCGACUCACCGAGGACGCGGAGGCAGUAACAUGAUCAAUGAUCAACACCAGAUCACCACUACCGUUACCCUCAAGCAGUUGACGGAUGGCUGAGAAGCAUCGCAUCAACAUCUGAGCAGCCUAAGGAUGCUACCAUUGACAGUUGUCUCAAACUGGAACCGGGGAUUUGGAACAAAAA